GUCAAAUGCCUUGCCUUGAAAUUUCAGCAAGUGUCACAGCGUACGGACGUCAAAUGAUUGAACAAACCAAGCGGGAAGUAGAAAGUCGAUUUACUAUUGAAAACGGCUAUACGCAUGAUGCUCAAGUUAUUUACGGUGAUACAGAUUCUGUUAUGGUUAAAUUUGGUGUGGAUAAUUUAGUUGAUGCUAUGAAACUAGGCCAAGAAGCGGCUGAGUAUGUUACAGGGAAAUUUUUAAGGCCAAUAAAGCUAGAAUUUGAAAAAGUAUAUUUUCCAUAUCUGUUAAUCAACAAAAAACGAUAUGCUGGUCUAUAUUGGACAAAUCCUGAUAAGUGGGAUAAAUUAGACACAAAAGGCAUUGAG
This is a messenger RNA of Racocetra persica, 362 nucleotides long. NCBI's taxonomy places the organism in Eukaryota, Fungi, Glomeromycota, Glomeromycetes, Diversisporales, Gigasporaceae. The record is from the annotation of a GenBank genome assembly.